Molecule: messenger RNA, 771 nt
Organism: Contarinia nasturtii (swede midge)
Lineage: Eukaryota; Metazoa; Arthropoda; Insecta; Diptera; Cecidomyiidae
Product: endocuticle structural glycoprotein SgAbd-2-like
Exons: 3
Coding region: 77-703 (208 amino acids)
Cellular component (GO): chitin-based extracellular matrix
Molecular function (GO): structural constituent of chitin-based larval cuticle
Source: RefSeq, a predicted model, not a curated record
CAUCAGUUACAACUUAUUCGAUCAAUCGUAUACGACGUCGUGUAGUAGUAAAAUUUAUCUCAAAAUCAUCAACAAAAUGAAAUUCUUGGUUGUUUUUUUGGUCAUCGUAAGCUGUGCAUUUGGUGCAUUGCUGCCAACCAUCUCCCAUUCCCAUCAAGUGCAUCAACCAGUUUCGCAUCAUGUUCCUGUUUCACACAGCGCACCAAAAGCCUACGCCGCCCCAGCUGCCUCCGCAUAUAGUUCCUCACCUGCAUACUAUACUCCUGCUUCUCAUCAUGUAAGCGGCGAGGCUGCAGCACCAAUUCUCCGCUCAUCUUCCGACAUUCGUCCCGAUGGCCAGUAUUCUUAUGAAUACGAAACUGGCAACGGAAUCUCUGUUCAAGAAGGUGGUCAUGCCUCAAAAGCUGUCCAUGGUUCAUUUUCAUAUACUUCACCUGACGGAACUCCAAUACAUUUGACUUAUGUGGCCGAUGAACAUGGUUUCCGUCCUGAAGGGGCCCACCUCCCAGUUGCCCCAGAAACCCCUCCAGCAAUAUUACGGAGUCUUGAAUACAUCGCUGCUCAUCCAUACAAAGAAGAAGCCAACUAUCAUAACACCGGUUACUAUGCUCCAGCCGCUCCACAAACGAAUUACGCACCGGUUGCCAAAUCCAUUCCAGUCACACAAAAACCAUCUUACUAUAACUUCCAUGGUCAAUACUAAGUUUGAAUUUUUUAAUACUGCUGUUUGGAAACUAAAUUGAAUAAAAUAAUGCAUAUACUCAAUCAAAA